UAAUAAUGGCUGUAAGCUUAAAAUAGAUCCAGGGAGGAACUCAUUAAUGUGAACAUAGAAAGCAGUUCUGCACCUCUGGCCUUAUUCCUUUUGGAAACUGCUUUGGUCCAUUUUUACUUUCCUUUUAUUCAAUGCACCAGAAAGUAAGACUUUCACCAACAUUUUUACCACAUUUGAUGAUGAACUAAUUUAGACUGGCCAAAAUAAUUGUUCCACUGGGACACAGGAAUUCAACCUCAGUUCAGAAAAUCCCUGACAUCUGACGUAGGAGGAUUUAUAGGUUUAGUGGAAAUUGCUUUCUCCUGCUCUCCAGAUUGCAUCCUGUGGGUUGAUUUUUUUUGCAUGAGUAAACAUCCUUCUAAUAAUGAGCAGACCAAUAAUGUCUUAAAGAGAGAAAAAGAACAACAUUUUCCUUUUUGCUGUUUCUGGAGAGAGCUGUUUGAAUUUGGAAACCCAUGUUGACUGUCCCAAAUAUGAAAUUUGGCAUCUUUCUUUUGUGGUGGGGAUGGGUUUUGGCCACUGAAAGCAGAGUGCACUGGCCUGGAAGAGAAGUCCACGAGAUGUCUAAGAAAGGCAGGCCUCAAAGACAGAGACGAGAAGUACAUGAAGAUGCCCACAAGCAAAUCAGCCCAAUUCUGAGACGAAGCCCUGACAUCACCAAAUCGCCUCUGACAAAGUCGGAACAGCUUCUGAGGAUAGAUGACCAUGAUUUUAGCAUGAGGCCUGGCUUCGGAGGCCCUGCCAUUCCUGUUGGUGUGGAUGUGCAGGUGGAGAGUUUGGAUAGCAUCUCAGAGGUUGACAUGGACUUUACGAUGACACUCUACCUGAGGCACUACUGGAAGGACGAGAGGCUGUCUUUUCCAAGCACCAACAACCUCAGCAUGACAUUUGAUGGCAGGCUGGUCAAGAAGAUCUGGGUCCCUGACAUGUUUUUCGUGCACUCCAAACGCUCCUUCAUCCAUGACACCACCACAGACAACGUCAUGUUGCGGGUCCAGCCCGACGGGAAAGUGCUCUACAGUCUCAGGGUUACAGUAACUGCAAUGUGCAACAUGGACUUCAGCCGAUUUCCCUUGGACACACAAACGUGCUCUCUUGAAAUUGAAAGCUAUGCCUAUACAGAAGAUGACCUCAUGCUGUACUGGAAAAAAGGCAAUGACUCCUUAAAGACAGAUGAACGGAUCUCACUCUCCCAGUUCCUCAUUCAAGAAUUCCACACUACCACCAAACUGGCUUUCUACAGCAGCACAGGCUGGUACAACCGUCUGUACAUUAACUUCACGUUGCGUCGCCACAUCUUCUUCUUCUUGCUCCAAACUUAUUUCCCCGCCACCCUAAUGGUCAUGCUGUCCUGGGUGUCCUUCUGGAUCGACCGCAGAGCUGUGCCUGCCAGAGUCCCCUUAGGUAUCACGACGGUGCUGACAAUGUCCACCAUCAUCACGGGUGUGAACGCCUCCAUGCCACGUGUCUCCUACAUCAAGGCCGUGGACAUCUACCUCUGGGUCAGCUUUGUGUUCGUUUUCCUCUCGGUGCUGGAGUACGCGGCCGUCAACUACCUGACCACCGUGCAGGAGAGGAAGGAACAGAAGCUGCGGGAGAAGCUUCCCUGCACCAGUGGAUUACCUCCGCCCCGCACUGUGAUGCUGGAUGGCAACUACAGUGACGGGGAGGUGAACGACCUGGACAACUACAUGCCAGAGAAUGGAGAGAAGCCUGACAGGAUGAUGGUGCAGCUGACCCUGGCCUCAGAGAGGAGCUCCCCACAGAGGAAAAGUCAGAGAAGCAGCUACGUGAGCAUGAGAAUCGACACCCACGCCAUUGAUAAAUACUCCAGGAUCAUCUUUCCAGCGGCAUACAUUUUAUUCAAUUUAAUAUACUGGUCUAUUUUCUCCUAGAUGUUUGUAAUUCUAUAAAUUUCACAUUUCCAUGGCAUGCACUACAGAAAUAACUGUAUAAUGAAAAAGAAUUUAAGGGUAUGGUUAAAAAAAAGUCCCAGGACCCACCCAUGUUUUCACUAUCCCUUCUGCAGUUUUGCAAAGCUACAUUGACAAGACACUUACUGGUUUAAUUUGUACUUAUUAACCAUCUAUUGAAUAUACAGCAUUAUAUUAGGUGCUGCAGGAUUAUGACUCUGUAGUGAUUGAUGUUAGUUGUUACCCAGAUCCCCUGGAAAAGCACACUACCAGUGUUGUGGGCACAUUUAGUUCCACCCAUUAGACCCUUGAUGCUAUUCACAUGAAUAAUUUAUUUUCGUCGAGUGUCAUUACAUUCUUCAGGCUAGGUGGACUUGGAAGCACCUAAAGGCCAUUUGCAUGAAAUUCACAUGCACCUAAAUCCUCACUUUGACAGAAGCUCAUGCUUCAGUUUAUAACCUAUUACCUAUUUUGUAUGCAACUCUGCCUCUGCAUGUUUAUUUUAAUAAAAGACAAUGAUAAUAUUCACAUUAUUUUUCUUUAUAUGCUGUGGUUCACAAGUUUUACUCCUUCACAAGAAAAACUCUUUAGAUUGGUGCAAUUGCUUCUGAUUUUGGUAAAAGUUUCCCUGGUAGGGAAACUUUGGAGAUAAGAGUACACACAUGCAUUUUGUCUGUUGUGUCAUAGAGGUAACUAGGCUAGAAAAUUUGUGUUUAAAUGUUCCCUUUUUAUAUAAUCACCACUUCGUGUAUCUUCUUCUUGGAGCAUGUCCUUGUUCAAAGAGAAGUCCUUUCUCAGUGAUAUGAUGUCUUCACUGAGGAACUUGGGUAGAGAAUGAUUUCUUCUGCAUAAACAUUUCAAGGAAAUACAUUAUUUGGGACUACUUGUAACUCAUUAGAAUGAGAAAUACUCACACGGUUUCUUAAGAGAAAAAGAACAUCAGAAAGCAAAAUAAAUAGGAAGACGUCACUGGACAUCUGCAUUUAUACUCGAAAUGCCAGCAUUUUCUAUGAACCAGAAAACUGCCAUCACCUAGACCACACAGCCCAGAUACCAGGCAAAAGGAUGGCCCAAUGGCAACUGAUGUCAGGGCAUGGGGUAAAGGAGAGGGUUCUAAUUUGAUGUAUCAUUGAAAAACAGUUAUUUAUAUUAUAUAUCUACUAUAUAGAUCAACCCCCACCAAACUUACCCAAACAGCAUUUGUUUUAUUUGAAACUCACUUUAAUAAAGUGAAUUAUAUACACAA
Messenger RNA from Cercocebus atys (sooty mangabey), 3159 nucleotides. It is a transcript of the gene GABRR1, whose product is annotated as gamma-aminobutyric acid (GABA) A receptor, rho 1. Gene Ontology annotation, molecular function: GABA-A receptor activity; extracellular ligand-gated monoatomic ion channel activity; neurotransmitter receptor activity. The transcript has 10 exons. Bases 456 to 1895 code for a protein of 479 amino acids. Gene Ontology annotation, cellular component: membrane; GABA-A receptor complex; synapse. Gene Ontology annotation, biological process: regulation of membrane potential; signal transduction; monoatomic ion transmembrane transport. NCBI's taxonomy places the organism in Eukaryota, Metazoa, Chordata, Mammalia, Primates, Cercopithecidae. The record is from RefSeq and is a predicted model, not a curated record.